UGGACAACGAUUCCGAUGAUGAUGUUCUCUUGCUGCUUCACUUGCGACGUAGACGCAAGAAGGCCAAAUCAAAACACCGAAGACGUAUGUGGGUACGUCCAAUAUUUCAGCAAAGGCGCCAACAAGGUGAUUUUCACCAGUUACUACAAGAACUGCGCCGUAACGACCCGGAAAGCCAUUUCCGUUUUUUGAGAAUGUCCAAGGAGACGUUCGAUUGUCUUGUCGAGAAAGGGACCCCUUCACUAACAACAAGAUCCUACCAAAGUGGAACAAGAGCAGAAAUCUCUCCAGCUGAAAGGUUGGCUAUGACAUUGAGGUAUCUAGCAACAGGAAGCUCUCAAGUGUCUUUUUCCUUUAAUUUCAGAGUUGGUCGCUCGACAGUUUGCAGAAUCAUAAGAGACACUUGCACUGUACUCUGGGAAGUGUUGCAACCUCACUAUGUUAAAGCACCAUCAAAUGAAGAAGAGUGGAAAGGAAUAGCAACUGAUUUUGAAAAGAUUUGGAAUUCUCCGAAUUGCAUUGGAGCAAUUGACGGAAAACAUGUUUUGAUUCAAGCGCCAGCUGGUGCUGGGUCCGUGUACUACAAUUAUAAAGAGACCCACUCUAUUGUCCUUAUGGCUGUUUGCGAUGCGCAUUAUCGCUUCCUAAUAGUUGAUGUAGGAGAUAGUGGUCGGCAUAGUGAUGGAGGUGUUCUUGCACAGUCAGCAUUCGGGCAAGCACUUGAGUCUGGCACCCUUUCAUUGCCAUCGUCAAGAGAAUUGCCUGGCACAGCAACAAGGGCUCCAUAUGUAUUUGUAGGCGACGAAGCAUUUCCUCUACGGACACACAUGCUUCGGCCCUACCCAGGCAGGAAUCUGCCAGAUGCAAAGGCUGUGUUUAAUUACCGUCUUAGUUGAGCUCGAAGGAUCAUUGAAAACUCUUUUGGAAUUCGGACAGCUAGGUGGCAACUUUUUAGAAAGCCUAUCGUCGCUCAACCAGAACAUGUAGUAACUUUUACUAAAGCUGCCAUUGCUCUCCAUAAUUUCCUACGGAUCACCGAAUCUACAGUCUAUUGCCCAGUUAAUUUUAGCGAUGCAGAAGAUAGUGUAGGGAAUGUAGUGGAAGGAAGUUGGAGGGCUGAAGUAAGGGCUGAAGGGGGAUUAGAAAGAGUAGGGCAAGUUGGGAGCAAUAGAUGUAGUCAAUCAGCAGCCGAAGUACAAGAGUGCUUCAGCAACUAUUUCAUGUCUCCCCAAGGACAAGUUGAUUGGCAGUACCAUCACAUUCAUCGAACAUCUUAUCACUAGAUGUAUAGAGUGAAUUUAAAACCGGCUUUUCUAAAAGCCACAAACCGGCUUUUCUAAAAGCCAACAAUAUAGAUCAGAGAGAGCAGAACUUAUGCUUUGGUUGCCAUUCAUGUACAUUGCAUGAAUGUCAUAGCUUUCCACUACUGCAACUUCUUCAUUCCACCAUGGUAGUAGUUUGAAACAUUUAAAGAAAGGGUAUUUAGUUACCUUUAGAAAGGGUAUUUAGUUACUUAUUUGCUUAGAUUCAAAUCUCUUUGAAGCGAUUAAUGGCUUUUAAAAAAGCCUGUUUGUGAGCAGCCUGUAGAGAGCUCAGGUUGUGUAUGUGUUGGAUGGGAACUCUGUAUAGAUUGAUGAUGAUGUAUUGUGCUGUUGUGGGUGCUGUUCUGGAAGGAAAAUCAAAUUGUUCGCAGGUUCAUGCUGCUGUGUGGGACUGAAGUAUAGAUCGUAUUCAACUUCUGUUAGCGCUUGGUGUACUUUCAUUGUAGCUAAGGCUUUCCUUCGUCCGUCCAAUUUCCGUAGCCUGGCUGCAACAUGCAGUCCAAAAUGAUGAUCCUCAUCCAUAUGGUUUUUUUUUGGUUUGGAAAUGAUGGAUGAUAGCUUCGUCAACUUCAUCAUAGCCUCUCUUCACCCUUUUGCCUCUUUUAGAUGGGAGAUCAGAGGAUGGGAGAUCAGAGGACGGGGGAGGGGGAGGGGUAGAGAAAGAAUCUAGAGACGGGGAUGAUGAUGUUUGACUAGAGUUAGGAUGGUGAGAAGUUUGGUUGUCACAUUGGUAAGAGGAAGGUUGGCUAGAUGAUGAUUUGUCAAGAUCAUGUUCCAUGGCAGAGCACCCAUCUCUGAUACAGCUAUAAUAUUUCAAACAAAAGCACUCAUAACAAAUGAAUGCCACAGAGCAGAUGCGGUAGUUUUAUUCUUGUUUCCUACUGUAAUUAUUGUUGUUAUUAUUAUUAUUUAUUAUGUGUCGUUAUACCCCUUCAUGAUGGGCAAGUGGGGUCUUUACCCCCAUCUGGGCGCCCACCAACCUGGCAAGUGAGCCAGCACGGAAAAUAUGAAGAAUGAAUUCGACAGAUAGAGCAUGCGUCUUUUACACCUAUAGUAUUCUCAUGCACAGGACGAUGCAGUAAGCUGCUUACAAACACAAACACCUUGAAGCAUUUUGCAUCAAUGUUAGGUGAAACGCUUCAUUCCACAUACAACAUGACAGUCAAACUGGCUUCGCUCCAGAAUCUGCUAUGCUCUUAUUAGAUCUGCGGUCAUGUGCUUGAGAGGAUACACAACAAAUACAAAUAUGAAGAAGGCAUCGAGCAAGCUGUGGCCACUAGCUGCCUAGUUCACAAACUCAUUAGUAACUUUCUUUGCUUACAAAUAGUUUUCUCUAAUACCCUUAUUAGUAUCUUAUUGCAUUUAUAGCAGAUGUUGCUAGCACAAACACUCUAGUUUCAGUGCUUAGUGUUUCAUUGCAUAUGUAGCAGUAUGGACGUAGUGCAAAUCUGUUCAAAUAUAUGUUGUGUGUAUUAUUAUUAUUGUUGUUUGGUUGUUAUUAUUAUCAUUACCUUUGGUCAUCUGUCUCUGAAAGACAUGUCCCGACCUCUC
Corticium candelabrum is the source of this 2873-nucleotide messenger RNA. RefSeq lists its product as uncharacterized. The transcript is spliced from 2 exons. The coding region runs from base 87 to 896 and encodes 269 amino acids. NCBI's taxonomy places the organism in Eukaryota, Metazoa, Porifera, Homoscleromorpha, Homosclerophorida, Plakinidae. The record is from RefSeq and is a predicted model, not a curated record.